Messenger RNA from Ostrea edulis (European flat oyster), 5341 nucleotides. RefSeq lists its product as uncharacterized. Gene Ontology annotation, cellular component: membrane. The transcript is spliced from 31 exons. NCBI's taxonomy places the organism in Eukaryota, Metazoa, Mollusca, Bivalvia, Ostreida, Ostreidae. The record is from RefSeq and is a predicted model, not a curated record. Bases 196 to 3525 code for a protein of 1109 amino acids.
UUCUCAAUCUAUCGACAGGGCUGCCGGUGCUUACGACAUUGUUAACUAGUCUUGUAAGUGGAUUUAAUUCAUUGAACAAGUAUUGAGUAACCGAGGCAUUUAAAACUAGGGAAUGAAAAUCUUUUUUCAAUAUACAUGACAGGAAAACAAAGGAAGAUCUGUGGAGAGUCGUUAUUACCAAAAUAAGAAGUAGUCAUGAAGAAUAAAUCUAUGUGGAAACACUGUUUGGAGUUGAUAAAAAACUCACCAAGUUCUCAGAAAAGUUCAUACUCCAAGUCUGCCAUUAUUGUUUUACUGGGAAUAAUUAUUGUGAGGUGCGUAUCUGUCGCUUACUUUGUGAUGGGACUUGUCUGGAAACUCCAUACUGGAGUGAUAAACGAGAACUGGAUAAAGGUCCUGAACAGAUUGUGGAUCGGAAAUUUACAGCUGGGAGUGACUGUGAAUGCUCUAGUAUUGACAACUGUUUGCCUGUUCCCUGUUUACAUCAUAUGCGGAUUUUACGGGCUUUUGGGGAUUUUCUGCAGGAAAAAAUUCUUUAUUGUCUUGUACAUGGUGUCAUUGAUGGUUUUCAUCCUGGCAGAUAUGAUUUUCUUCUCCUUGUAUGUUGUUCUUCUUGAUGGGAUUGGAGGAUCACUUGCUACGAACUUUCAAAACAUUUACAUACAAAUGGCACAGCUCUAUCGGACAUACCCCUACACCGAUGUAAUGGGCAUAACAGAGGAUUGGAUUACUAUGUUUUCCACGUUGGGGUGUUGUGGUGUAUCUUCCCAGUACAGUGCUUAUAGCUACGAGUGCUCUGGCUACACCGAAGGAAUGAUUUGUUGGGGGAAAUUCUCUGCAAUAAUGGGGAGUUAUUUAACUUCAUACGCUGGUCUUGCGGGAACUUGUCUUAUCACCGAGAUAGUUCAACUUGUGAUGUGUGACUUAAUUUACAGUCAAAUGUCGCCCACGAAAUUUCCGUUUGCUUUACCUCGGACUUGUAUCACAAUACUCCGAACGUCAUGGAAAAGAUCUCGACAUGCGUUCCUUGCGAACAUCAUCAGACUUAUGACAUGUGUACCAGCAAUAAGCCUGCUAGUAUUGGGGACGAUGCUACUUACUGAUUCUAAACUAUCAGGAACCUAUACUUCUGGAAUAUAUACAAACAUAUACAUACUUGGACAUAAGUUUACGAACAUCGUUGAAGGACUCGGCGUACUGAUGAUUGUUCAAGGAUCAUUAGAAUUUCUUCUGAAUACAACAUCAUUUAUUUCUGAUGUAGUUCUGCACAGCAAAUCAAAGAGCAUACUGAUAACUGUGAUAAAAAUCCUAAUGAUGAUCUCCAAAAUAACCAGUCUGGGACUUGUAAUUAAAGUUGCUGUUCAGGUCAACAGCGAUCUUCGAUUUAAAAUGGCGAACUUAAUGAGAAAUUUCUCUAGCCUUCAACGACAAUGGUUAAAUCUGUUUGGAGAGCUGGAGUGCUGUGGUGUAACCACCUCCAAUGACUUAUGUACAAUGGCGUCUUCAUACUGUAGCCAGAAUUUGCCUUACACAUGCUGUCAACAUGAUUUAUACGCUGUAUCGGAAAAUACUAUCUAUAGUACAUUAACUUGCACAAGUCCAAAUACUCCCUGUCUUGAUGCAGUGUAUUACCGGUUUCGGUGGUAUACCACUGGAUAUUUCAUAGGAAUAUCCUUUUCGCUUCUUUUAGGGGGUUUGGGAAUAAUAUUCACCGUCCUUCAUGUAAGAUCUUUAAGAGUUAAAGAUGCUGCACCUGAGACGAAGCAAAAUGAAAAUGAUUCUGAAUCAGAGAUAGACAAGAAGAGCAGCCCCAGUAUUUCCCUCGGUAGAAGAGUGAUCACGUGUAUUCUAAACCAUAAAUACCUCACAACAGAAUUGAUGACGUCGAUAAUGUUACUGACGAUUGCUUUAGGAUUAUUUGUUGAGGGAUUUGUCUUGACUUACGAUAAAGUUUUCAACCAUGAAAUCAUCAGGGAUGUUCUUUGGGAAGCUAUAACCUUUGAAGGGUUCUCUUUCAACAACCUACGGCAAUCUUUUGCACAUUUUAUGAUUUCGUCAGCCUUAUGGAUUGCUGUUGUAUCCGGAACAGGGCUUUUUAUCCAAAGAACGAGAUCAAAAUAUCUGCAUAUAAUGCAAAUGAUUUUGAUCAGCCUUACUUGUUCUCUGGGGAUUGUCGGUGUUGGACUCUGGGGAAAAGCUUACAGUAUGGUUUGCUCCAGAUUGGAAUCAGAGAUGUCUUCAUUUCUAACAACACAUGGAUACGAUGAAAACAUUGGUUACCUAUUUGGAAAUGUAGCAUCGUCGGCUUGGAGCAAUCUUUUCGCUGUGGCUGAAUGUUGUGGUGUAUCUGAUUAUGCUGGUACAGAGUUGACGGGAACUACCAAGCAAAUACCAAUUUACUGCUGCAAAGAAAAUCCAUUGACAGAGCCUUAUAUUGUCAGCAACGACCAGUGUACGGAUUUUCUGCAGGCAGACCUUCAGCACAACAAAUCAUGCAAAUGUGCUAUUCUGACCAGGCUAAAGGACUACAGCAUUUCGUUUUUCGUUUUAACUUCACUAAUGAUUGCAAUUCUAAUAAUUCAAUUUAUUACAACGAUCAUUAAGCUGCGAAAAGUCGCCUUUAUACCACUGAAUGGCGACAAAUUCUUCAGAAUGACAAAAAUGCUCUGUAAGACAAAGAAGCCUUAUAGAGAGAUUUUCACGUUUCAAAAGAGGAUGAUCCUAACCAUGACCACGAUAAUAUUAUAUCUCAGUAUGAUGGUCAUUGGAAUUGUAAUGAAACAUGACGACAAAAUGACCGGACAAUAUGUGCAAAACGUACACCGGUAUCUCCACUUCAACGGCGUUAAUUUCACAGACAUUGUAGAAGAAAUGUACCUCUCCUUUAUCAUUAUUGGUGCAUUAUCAGUUGUCAUCGCCCUGCUCAAAUUAUCAGACACGAUCAAAGAACUACAAAAUCGCACGAAAAUCAAAAUGUACAUUGGCGGGUUAGUGAUUCUGAUCCUUACGAAAGUGAUAUUUGUGUUCAUGAUGAUAGCAACACGUGUAGACGUUGAUAACAAUGCCUCAUAUCAACUUACAAAUAUGGAUCGACAGUAUUACAAUCAACAUUCUUUUUAUAUUCCAAACCUCGGCUAUGUUCGGAUGUUCCAAGUCCUGAAUCGCUUCUAUUUAGCGUUUGAUUGCUGUGGUGCAGACGGGCCUUAUGCACUCUCUAACCUGAGAAACACUGGUGGCUACAGUGUGUACUCCUCAUUGUCUGGAAGUCAACCAUACGCAUGCUGCAAUGGAAGCUCCUACGCAGAUUCUACGCAGAUGCAUUCAAGUAUUGUGUGUGAGAAAAGGUCUUGCACUCCAGAGUUUUUAGAUAAAAUCGACAGCUACAGCGACGCAUAUUUAGCAACAAUGACUCUGGCGGUCUUCUUUGAGAUUAUCUGCCUAAUUACAGAAGUAUACAGUAUUGUUGCAUGUGGAACGCAACUGAAUACUUCGGUUGCCGAACAUUUGAGAAGGUUUUUCAUGUGACAGACGACGGAAAAGAGAUCAGAAAAGGCGACCAGAAAAGCUCACUUGAGCUUUCAACUGACGUGAGCUAAAUGUUUCAAAGAUUGGGAAUCUAUAUUGAAAAAAAAAGUUUUUUUAAUGACAUUAGGAUUUUAAGCAAAACCUGUGAAGUUAGAUGAAGUUUUAGGUUGUCAUAUUUGCUCUCAUUAAUCGUAUUUUACCGAACAACACGAUCAUGUCUGUGGUGUUCCAGAGGAAUUGUGAUCCCUGACAUAUCUUCUCUUAUCUGCCGUACCAAAUGAUAACCCGAGAAUGGGUUAAAAGACAACUGAAAUAUAAUGGAAUUGUUUCAGAAGCUCACCCACCAGACGAUAAUUCCUUCCUACUAGAUAUUUGUUGGUAAAUUAGAUCGUUAUAACGACCAUCGUUGCGAAAUGCUGACUUCAAAACGAGUUUUUAUCAAUUAGGAAAUACGACUUUGAUAAUUUCAUACCAAAUGUCAAAGUGUUCUAUAUAUAAUGAUGUUAACUACGGAUUACUCCGUUUACAUGCUCAGAGUGGGUGUAACAGAGAUACUUGCUCCAAGGCACACUGGUAUGUCAAGGGUUUUGUAUUCUUUAUUGAUCAUUGUUCGUCAUCUUCACUUUUUCAUUCUUAUCUGGAAAAGCAAGACAAUAUAUCAAAUGAAAUGUCUUAAUGUAGAUUUAGUUUAAUUGAAUCUGUUUCUCGGUGUAAGUUAAUGUAUAUUGUAGGCAGGUAUGAUCAUGUUGGGGUAAAAUUGUUUCUUUAUAAAUGGAUCCUCUGUGACACUCGUCUUGAGGAUGAUAAGGGUACUUCUGCAAAAUAUCUUCUUUAUGUAUAGAAGGAAAAAAAUCGAGUAUUUAAAUGACGCCCUCCAUAGAUGAUGAUCGAGUCUCUUAGCGGCCGGCCUUCACAGGCAAUGACGAGCUUUCCAUGCGAGUGAAAGAUUUUCGAGUGGAACGUUAAACAAUAUACAUGUAAGGAUUUAGAAAAAAAUUACCAUCACACAAACAAUCCUACAUUAAGCACCCCUUUUCGUAGACAACGAGAAGAUCACUGGAUCAGGACCCUAGGCACUGCAUUUCCAUAUGGAUGCAAUGAUAAUGUAUAUGAUGUGGGAAAUUUGACUAGUCCACAAGGAAAUAACGUGAAUGUGAUGGGACUCUUUCCCAAUACCCAAAGACGAAAACGCAGUCAUGGACAUCGUUCGUAUAAAAGACCAAGUAUAAAUGAUGUCACGUUUGAUUCACUAUUGCCUUACGUCAACAGACAAUUAGGUCCACAUCAUAUUCGUACAAAACUUCACUCUAUUCCAUUGAGAAUUUUACACACGUUAUUUGAAGAAGCUAUGGCUAGUCUAUACUUGGAUUUUUCAACACCUGAAUAUAGACUGAACUCUAUGAUUAUGGAUGUUGCCUACCACAGGCUCUAUAAACCAGCACGGACCAUGGAUGAUAUACCUUCCAAAUCAUGCCGCCAGUUCCUUAAGCUCAAAUUUACAAACAAAGGAAUAGAUUCCGUCAACAUAAGCAACAUUCUUCGUCAUAAAAGUGUUCAGUCGUGUAUUCCAACUUAUUUCAAGUUCAAGUCUACACCCUGUAUUUCCUACAGCUAUACUUCGACUAUUGCAUCCAAACUUUUUAAUUAUAAACAAACUUUGCAGUGCUUAGAUAUAGACCAUCUUAUACGUAAUCCACCAACAUGUUCUUGUUCUUCGUCUUCUUUCAGCUAUAGUCCAGCUGGACAUGUCAUUACUGGUGAUGUUGAUAUAGUUGAAAAUGAGGACCUCAAAUCACUUAUUCUUAAAGAUCCUAAA